Penicillium bovifimosum is the source of this 1200-nucleotide messenger RNA. Its product is annotated as DNA/pantothenate metabolism flavoprotein C-terminal. Gene Ontology annotation, molecular function: phosphopantothenate--cysteine ligase activity. Gene Ontology annotation, biological process: coenzyme A biosynthetic process. NCBI's taxonomy places the organism in Eukaryota, Fungi, Ascomycota, Eurotiomycetes, Eurotiales, Aspergillaceae. Bases 1 to 1200 code for a protein of 399 amino acids. Gene Ontology annotation, cellular component: nucleus; cytoplasm. The transcript has a single exon. The record is from RefSeq and is a predicted model, not a curated record.
AUGACCCCGUUAGUCGGCGAAAUGUCGCCGGCGGCAGCAGAAUCAGUCUACUUCAACGAGUACCCCCCACCCAAGGCACUACCGAAGCAUGAAGCGCUCGCGCGCGCAUUUAUCGAGCUACACGUGGAGGCAAACCGGCGCGUAGUGCUCGUCACUUCUGGCGGCACAACCGUACCACUAGAAGCGCAAACCGUGCGCUUCAUCGACAACUUCUCAGCCGGAACUCGCGGCGCCACCUCAGCCGAAUACUUCCUCGAGCAAGGGUACGCCGUGAUCUUCCUCCACCGACAAUACAGUCUCCUGCCAUACUCGCGGCACUACAGCCACUCGACCAACUGCUUCCUCGAUUUCAUGGACGAGGCCCCGCCCUCGGCCGACUCCUCCAACCCGGGCGAUGGACCGAUCAUGGUGCGCGACGAGUACCAGGACCAGAUGCGCAGCGUGCUGCGAAAGUACCGCUACGCGAAGCAGAACAACCGACUCUUGCUUCUUCCUUUCACGACUGUCUCCGAGUACAUGUUCGAGCUGCGAUCAUUGGCGAAGUUGAUGCGACCAUUGAAUGAGAAUGCGCUCUUUUAUCUUGCUGCAGCCGUCAGCGAUUUCUUCAUCCCGCGCAGUCGUAUGGCCGAGCAUAAGAUCCAAUCUUCCGAGCUCCCUCCGCAUAUGCAGGGUAGCGCGGUCGAUCCGGAUGAAAUCUACACCGGCGAGAACGAGGAACAGCCAUCGAAUCGCAAGAAGCUCGUCGUCAACCUUGACCCCGUGCCUAAGUUCCUGCACCAGUUGGUGGACGGCUGGGCUCCAGAGGGUAGUAUGGUUGUAUCGUUCAAGCUGGAGACGGAUCCGUCGUUGCUUGUCUACAAGGCGCGCACAGCGCUACAGCGGUAUUCGCAUCACCUGGUUAUUGGAAACUUGCUCUCGACGCGCAAGUGGGAGGUUGUAUUUAUUACGCCGGAUGAGCCGCAUGAGCGCUGGAUCCGGGUGCCCAAGUCCCGGCGCAGCAAGAGUAUCUCUGGAGUGGAGGAUCAGGUUGGGUUGGCUGAGGCUAUGAAGGGGAAGUCCCCGUCAGUGGAGCAGUUGGAGGCUGAACAGGCUGCUGAAGGCCAGCGGGAUGGAAUCGAGAUUGAGAGUCUGAUUAUUCCGGAGUUGGUGAAGUUGCACAUGAAGAUGGUUGAGAAGAAGAAGAAGAAGCCCGCGGAGUGA